GGCUGCCCGUUGGCCUCAGCUUCCCGGCGGCCGGCGCGUUCGAAACGGCCAAUCGCUGCUCGGAGAGGCGAAUUUAAAUCGUGAAUGGCGGAAGGGCUCGGCAGAGUUUCCUCCAGAUCGAGAAAAAAGCGCCCUAUUCACAUGGCACAGUUCCUGUUUGAGAGUGACUUGCACGGGCUGUUGAAGCUAGAUGCCCCUAUUCCCAAUGUCCCUCCUGCCCGAUGGCAGCGCAAAGCCAAGGAGGCUGCUGCCGCCAGCUCUGGACAUACCCCAGAUGCUACAGCUCCUUCACCCAUGAAGCCAGCUAACAGACCUCACAGCACAAGCAAGACCCCCUCCAAGACACCAGGCAAGUCUGGUUCUAAAGCACAAAACACUCCAAACAAAACUGGAGGGGACAGAUACAUUCCUAAUCGCAGCGCUAUGCAAAUGGAUGUGGCCAGCUUCCUCUUGACAAAAGAGGAGUCCUCUGAUGAUACUCCCACCAAGAAGGAGCAUCAGAAGGCCUGGGCAAUGAACCUGAAUGGCUUUGAUGUAGAAGAGGCAAAAAUCCUGCGACUGAGUGGAAAGCCUCAGAAUGCCCCUGAAGGAUACCAGAACAAUCUCAAAGUGCUCUACAGCCAGAAGAACACACCAGGCUCCUCUCGGAAGAAUGGUAGAUACAUAGCCUCCAUGUCAGACCGUAUUCUGGAUGCCCCAGACAUCCGCAACGACUACUAUCUGAACCUCAUCGACUGGAGCGCCCUCAACUUCCUGGCUGUGGCUCUGGAUAAAACAGUGUAUCUGUGGAACUACGAGUCCCGAGAAAUAAUCCAGCUCAUGCAGAUGGAACACCCAGAUGACUACAUCUCCUCUGUGUCUUGGAUCAAAGAGGGAAACUACCUUGCAAUUGGCACAAGUAACGCAGAGGUUCAGUUAUGGGACAUCCAGCAGAAGAAGCGUCUACGAAACAUGGUCAGUCACUCAUCCCGUGUGAGCUCCCUGAGCUGGAACAGCCACAUUCUAUCCAGCGGGUCACGGACCGGUCACAUUCAUCAUCAUGAUGUUCGUGUGGCAGAGCACCAUGUGGCAACACUUGCUGGCCAUACGCAAGAAGUGUGUGGGCUCAAGUGGUCACCUGAUGGUCGCUAUCUGGCCAGUGGAGGAAAUGAUAACCUGGUAAAUGUCUGGCCAAGCAUCCAAGGGGAUAGUGGAUCAUUUCAGCCUGUGCAGACUUUCACACAGCAUCAAGGAGCUGUUAAGGCUGUAGCUUGGAGUCCAUGGCAGUCCAAUGUGCUGGCAACAGGAGGUGGAACAAGUGACCGGCAUAUAAGGAUCUGGAGUGUGUGCUCGGGUACCUGCCUCAAUACAGUGGAUGCACAGUCUCAGGUGUGUGCAGUACUUUGGUCUACAAACUACAAAGAACUUGUGUCUGGUCAUGGCUUUGCCCAGAACCAGCUCGUGGUAUGGAAAUACCCAUCCAUGUCCAAGGUCACAGAGUUAAAAGGUCACACAGCUAGAGUGCUAAGCCUGACUAUGAGUCCAGAUGGGUCCACAGUGGCAUCAGCAGCAGCAGAUGAAACACUGAGGCUCUGGCGGUGUUUCGAGCUGGACCCAGCCCGUAAGAAGGAGAAAGACAGCAGCACCAAGAGUAGCAUUAUCCAUCAAGGCAUCCGCUGAGCCCACUCUCUAACCUAUUGCUUUGUGUACAGAAUUUUAAACAAUUUAAUAAAUAUUUCACUCUCACUUAAGAAAUGGGGUUGGUGCAUGGGGUUGAUAUCUAGGAUAGGAUAAAAGCAACAGACUGAUAUAUCAAAGUGGAUUUAAUUGUUGCUGGCUAUCUGGCCUGUAUCAUUUGUAAUAAACCAAAUAAACUACUGAUGGAAGACCAGA
Messenger RNA from Podarcis raffonei (Aeolian wall lizard), 1872 nucleotides. It is a transcript of the gene CDC20, whose product is annotated as cell division cycle 20. Bases 85 to 1659 code for a protein of 524 amino acids. Gene Ontology annotation, biological process: positive regulation of ubiquitin protein ligase activity; anaphase-promoting complex-dependent catabolic process; positive regulation of anaphase-promoting complex-dependent catabolic process. NCBI's taxonomy places the organism in Eukaryota, Metazoa, Chordata, Lepidosauria, Squamata, Lacertidae. Gene Ontology annotation, molecular function: anaphase-promoting complex binding; protein binding; ubiquitin ligase activator activity. The record is from RefSeq and is a predicted model, not a curated record. The transcript is spliced from 11 exons. Gene Ontology annotation, cellular component: anaphase-promoting complex.